CCAGUCGUGGACUCGGGAUAAAGCGAUUGAGGUGGCGGCUGUAAGGAAGUUUUGUUGAGUAGGAAGGAGGGGGACAAAUGAGCCAAAAUGACCGACACAGAAGUGCAAGACGCUCCUCUGUCAGCGCCGGCGACCGAACCAGCUCAGCCAGAGAGAAAAGUGAUUGCUACUUUGGUGCAAGGAACUGUGAAGUGGUUCAAUGUGCGCAAUGGUUAUGGCUUCAUCAACAGAAAUGACACCAAAGAGGAUGUGUUUGUCCAUCAGACUGCCAUUAAAAAAAACAACCCCAGAAAAUUUCUCAGGAGUGUAGGGGAUGGGGAGAUUGUGGAGUUUGAUGUCGUUGAGGCAGUCAAGGGCUCAGAAGCUGCUAAUGUGACUGGUCCAGGCGGGGUUCCGGUUAAAGGCAGCCGUUACGCCCCAAACAAGCGCCGAUUCCGCAGGCGCUUCUUUCCCCGUCCUAUACAGGCAGCACAGGAUGAUGGGAAAACUGGGGAUUCCUCUGCUGGUCCCACUUCUGAGGGGGAGGGACAGAAUGGAGCUCUGCAACCCGGCCCACGGCGCCGCCGUCAGCGCAGGAAACCAGACAUGCAGUCACAAACUGAAGGUGAAUCUGCAGGUGAGCAAAAGGAGGUAGCAGAUGGUAGCCAGCAGAGACCGGCACCGCGCAGGUUCAGACCCCGAUACCGCAGGCCGUUCCGUCCUCGUCCACCUCCUGAAGAGGUUCAGUUGGUCACUCCUGCAGCGGGACAAAAGGAAGUGCCCAAAGAAGGUCCAAGCAACGGAGAGCAGGCUGAUGGGCAGGCUCAGAAAUCACGCCGACAGUUCACCCGCCGUAGACAAAGGAAUUCUGACUCUACAACCUCUAAAGAUGGUGCGGAUAAGUCAGACGCAGCUGAGCCUACCUCACCUACUACGCGUUCUAAGCCAGUUGAUGCCAAAGCCUCCCCAAAAACCUCACCGAAACAAUCCCAGAAAUCUUCCCCAAAAGCAGCUGAGGCACCUGAUGCCAUGCCUGUGGCGUGAAUUCAAUGACCUGGAAGAAAUCUAAUGACCCUGGCAAGAGAUCUCUGGAUGAGCUGGCGUGGUCUUUCAGCAAACCCACAACUGAUGUGCACACUACCCUUCCCUCCUCCAUACCUCUUGCCUGAACUCUUUAGUGUGGACCUUUCGUUUGGUGAGUGAGAGGGAAGAGGAGUGACAACUAUAUUUUGGACUUCAAUGUCUUUAGGGGGAUAAAAAAAAAAAAAAGACUUGCUCAGAAAGCCCAUCAUAUUUGCCUUGUCUCCCUUUUAAUUCAGUGAUUUAUGGGUGUGAGCAGCUGAAAUGAAAACCAGUUUGGCCCUUUAAGUUUGGGAAGAACUAUGAAUGUGUGAGUGGUUGUGUGUAGAGUAUGCCUCCAUUCCCUUACCAGUGGCUACAUGUGGGGGGGAAAUGCAAAAGGCCUAUUCAUAAAAGAUACAAACUGGUUGGUUGGUUUUUUUUUUUUUUUUUUUUUUUGGUUUUUUUUGUUAAUUUUAAAUUUUUUUUUUUUUGGAAGGGAUUAUGUGCAAUGUCAUUAAAGUGAAAUAUCUAUCAAACCAUGCAGAACAAUACGGUUCUCUAAUUUCUUUGUGUCAAGUCUUCUAAUUAUCAUGCUUUGGUGAGAAGGAAGGCUGUCCUUGGAGAGGGGAAAAUGUCCUUUGUGGAACUGGAAUUGGUUAGAUAAGCUUGUCUUCGUUUGCCUAAUUAAUGUAGGUUAUGAAAGUGCAAAUAUACUACCGUAGUCACAUUUUACAAGGGCAAAUAUUUUCUUAUUUGCAAUAAGAAAAUUGGCAAGAGUAUUUCUAACUUCUUAAUUAAACAUAUUAGCACAAUUAGUGUUAAUGUCUUUUAAACAUGCAGUCCUACAUCACUGACUUGAGUUGAUCAGUCCCACAGCAUGUGACAGGAAAAGGGCUGGCCAAACAGCUCAUUGUCCUUUGUUUUAUUGCAAACAUGUAAAACAGAACACACAGCUCACUUACUCUUGUCAAACUACUCAUAACUUAUCAAAUAUAACAUUAAUGCCACCAUAUAGAAUUACUAACAUUUCAUUUACAUAAUACACACCAUACAUAUUGAACAUGGUGUCAAAUACCAAAAUUAUAGGUCCUUUUGUUUCUCCCAUUUCAUAAUACCACAAUGUAAAGCUUGUCCAAGUCUGACUCGCAUAAAAUCAAUUAGCAGCAGCAAACCGAACAUGCAAACUUCUUUUUAAACCUUUUGCUAAUAACUUUCUUACCAAUUUAAAAAAAAAAAAAAAGUUAAAUCACACUAUACACAUUAACCCUAAGGGUUUUUCUGGUCUAAUUCUACUAAUAACCAUUCAUUUUUCUCAAGUCAAAUAUCAUGUGUUUUUAUGUUUAACAACCACUAAAAGCACAAAAGUUGGAGUAAAGCCUCUGAUUGGGACUCCCCAAUAACAACAAAUACAAAAUAUAAUCUGUUUGAGUGGGGUUGAGGUUUAUUUUCACCCUGGUCUGUCCGUGCCUCAAAGGUAAGGUAAUGUGCUAGAAUGGAAUAAAAGGUCACAUAUUCCACUGAACAUUUGAAGAUCUCACAGAUGCUUGAAGUAAUCUUGAAUAUGUCAUUAUUAAGGAAACUAACAGCAUGUCAGUGUAAAUAUAACUAUACAAAUCAAACUGG
This is a messenger RNA of Ictalurus punctatus (channel catfish), 2664 nucleotides long. Its product is annotated as Y-box-binding protein 2-A. The coding region runs from base 88 to 1023 and encodes 311 amino acids. Gene Ontology annotation, cellular component: nucleus. Gene Ontology annotation, biological process: regulation of gene expression. Gene Ontology annotation, molecular function: nucleic acid binding. The record is from RefSeq and is a predicted model, not a curated record. The transcript is spliced from 10 exons. NCBI's taxonomy places the organism in Eukaryota, Metazoa, Chordata, Actinopteri, Siluriformes, Ictaluridae.